Molecule: messenger RNA, 1270 nt
Organism: Suillus paluster
Lineage: Eukaryota; Fungi; Basidiomycota; Agaricomycetes; Boletales; Suillaceae
Exons: 7
Coding region: 102-1091 (329 amino acids)
Source: RefSeq, a predicted model, not a curated record
UGCGGACAGGCGUCUGUUUCCUUGUGUGCCAUCCACCACCAAGUUUACACAUAGUGACCUCUUUAGACUCAGAGACUCAGCUGUGCUUUCAAGCUUGCUCGAUGAAUCCUUCUCGGAAGAAGCCCUUUGGGACUGGGUGGCUAAGGCGAAACCGCUCGAAUCCUCAUUCCCCAGUGGGGAGCGAAGCCAGUGAAAUUGAAACGUCCUCUUUCCCGCCUUCACGGGAUGAAUCUCCCGGAAAACCUCCAGGGCUGUUUCGAAAGUUGUGGGGCAAGGCAAACAAGCGUUCAGCUCGAAGCGCUCGACAGUCAUCAAACCCUGAACCCGCGGUUGCAAGUUCCAGCGCACCGGAUCUCCUACCGACUCAGACCACUCAGAAUCCUUCACCACUCACUGCUCCCACUCACACUCCCACUCCCACUCCCGAACCGAAUCUUGACCAGCCUUCCAAUUCAGGCAUUCCGAAGGCCGAGCAACCUGACCCAAAGUCUGUGAAUAAAAGAAUCAUUGAUGCCACCAAAGGCGUUGCAGGCAUGAAAAACGUCCCCGUAAUGGCCCAAAAUGCUGCUUCGCAAACAAACAACCUGCAGUCCGUUCCCGAUACGAUCGACACGUUCUCCGCGAUACUUAAACCCUUGAAGGCAUUUAACUCAAUCGCUAAUGUCCUUGCAGACGCCCAUCCCUAUGCAAAGGUGGCAUUGAGCAUCUUCACUUACGCAUCCCAGAUGAUUCUCGAUCAGGCAGACCGCGAUGCUGCUGUUUCUGGUUUGCUCUCGAAGAUCUCUGAGGUCUAUACUUUCAUCACGGAAGAGGAGGCGUUGGCCAGUGUUCCAUCCAUGCCAGUGAUUUAUGGGAAGAUAGCGCGACAGACGCUAGAGUGCGCGGAUUUCAUCGCUCAUUACUCUGAGACGACGAGCGCCUGGAAAAGACUUGGAAAGCAUGCCUUCAAAGAAACUCAGGCCGCGAUCGAAAGUUACAACGAGGUUCUCGACAGUCUCAUGCAGCAAUUCCGAGACAGAGCCGCUCGCGACACACUUGUGAUUGUCCACCAUAUGGGUAAGAGUCGGCCUUCAGGUCUCGUUGAGCCGUAGCUGACAUUCUACUACCUGUGACAUAGCCGAGACUCUGGACCUCGUCGACUUAUUGGACUGUGCAGCGGGUGCCGGAGUCAAUACGUCUAAAUGUUGUCUGCCAAAUACUCGGCAAGAACUUCUGACGGAUAUCAAGAGUUGGGUCAGCAGCACCGAUGAGGGUGCCUCACGCGUCUUGU